Lepus europaeus (European hare) is the source of this 5422-nucleotide messenger RNA. It is a transcript of the gene NKRF, whose product is annotated as NFKB repressing factor. The transcript is spliced from 3 exons. The coding region runs from base 409 to 2763 and encodes 784 amino acids. Gene Ontology annotation, molecular function: RNA polymerase II cis-regulatory region sequence-specific DNA binding. NCBI's taxonomy places the organism in Eukaryota, Metazoa, Chordata, Mammalia, Lagomorpha, Leporidae. Gene Ontology annotation, biological process: negative regulation of DNA-templated transcription. The record is from RefSeq and is a predicted model, not a curated record. Gene Ontology annotation, cellular component: nucleolus; nucleoplasm.
ACCUCGGGGCGGCACGCGGGUAGGUAGGCUACAGCCCAGAGGAGGGGGAGCCGAACGAGCUGGUGGCUUUCUUCCCCUCCCCGCGCAGUGCGUGGGUCUGAGGGUCGUGGAGUGCGGAGCGCAGGGCUUGGCUUUGCCUCCCCGGUGCGUGUGAGUGCGGCGAGAGCCGUCCUGCGCGUCCACGAGUUGGAGGGGUACCAGGCAUCUGUCCGGGCAUCGGCGCCCCCCACCCCCAUCUUUAAACGGUCGCCCCCACGCGUACACUCCAGUCACCCGAGAGUUGGUCUUCGCGCUCCGGCGCCUGCCUCCUCACGCGCCCCCUCCCACCGAUCCCUGUUCCCGCCGGGUCACUGACUCGCAGUCGGUAGUUGGCUUCGUCCCUGGGGUCCCUGCUUGGGGGCGGAGAAGAUGGCUGGAGGACGUCUGCUGUUGGGGGGCGACUUCCUGUCGCCGCCGCCGCUGCCGCCCCUCCCGCCGCCGCCGCUGCCGCCCCUCCCGCCGCCCCCGCCAGAGCCAGUGCUGGAGCAGUGGCGCUAUAGCCACGAAAGUGACUGGCAGUGGGCUCUGCGGCGCAGCUUCAUCUGUCGGCACCUGCACAGCUAUCCGGGGGCUGCCCUCGACCAGCUCCUCGCUCUCUCCGCCGCCUGGACCAACCACGUUUUCCUGGGUUGCAGGUACAGCCCACGCUUGAUGGAAAAAAUUCUCCAAAUGGCUGAAGGUAUUGAUAUUGGAGAGAUGCCUUCAUAUGACCUAGUACUGCCCAAACCUUCCAAAGGCCAAAAACGCCACCUCUCAACUUGUGAUGGUCAAAAUCCUCCCAAAAAGCAAGCCGGUUCCAAAUUCCAUGCGAGACCUCGUUUUGAGCCUGUACAUUUUGUAGCUAGUAGUUCAAAUGAUGAAAGACAGGAAGAUCCUCAUGGCCCUCAAACGAAAGAGGUAAAUGAACAAACACAUUUUUCCAGCAUGUCAAGAGACAUCUACCAAGAUUACACUCAAGACUCCUUCAGUAUACAAGAUGGAAAUUCUCAGUAUUGUGACUCAUCAGGAUUUAUUUUCACAAAAGAGCAGCCUGUAACCGGCAGCAUGUGUUUUAACAGUGGCAACCCUGCCCCAAGCAGCACAUCACAGCAGGCAAACUCUCAGUCAGCUGCUGAGCCUUCACCAUCGCAGACGUUUCCUGAGUCACUGGUAGCCGAGAAGCAGUAUUUUAUUGAAAAAUUAACAGCAACUAUCUGGAAGAACCUUUCCAAUCCAGAGAUGACUUCUGGAUCGGAUAAGAUUAAUUAUACCUAUAUGUUAACUCGUUGCAUUCAAGCAUGUAAGACAAAUCCGGAAUAUAUAUAUGCUCCUCUAAAAGAAAUCCCUCCUGCUGACAUCCCCAAAAAUAAAAAACUUCUAACAGAUGGUUACGCUUGUGAAGUGAGAUGCCAAAAUAUCUACUUAACUACAGGUUAUGCUGGCAGCAAGAAUGGGUCCAGGGAUCGAGCUACUGAGCUAGCUGUAAAACUCUUGCAGAAACGUAUUGAAGUUCGAGUUGUCCGGCGGAAAUUCAAGCACACAUUUGGAGAGGACCUUGUGGUGUGUCAGAUUGGCAUGCUUUCGUAUGAAUUUCCUCCAGCUCUGAAACCACUGGAAGACCUGGUGGUGCUAGGUAAAGAUGCUUCCGGGCAGCCGAUUUUUAAUGCUUCUGCCAAACACUGGACCAAUUUUGUCAUUACAGAAAAUGCAAAUGAUGCAAUUGGUAUUCUUAACAAUUCUGCCUCAUUCAACAAAAUGUCAGUUGAAUACAAAUAUGAGAUGAUGCCCAAUCGCACAUGGCGUUGUCAAGUGUUUUUGCAAGAUCACUGCUUAGCUGAAGGUUAUGGAACCAAGAAAACAAGUAAACAUGCAGCUGCUGAUGAGGCUUUGAAAAUUCUUCAGAAAACACAACCCACCUACCCAUCUGUUAAAAGUUCACAAUGCCAUACAGGCUCUUCACCCAGAGGGUCCGGAAAGAAGAAAGAUAUAAAGGAUCUUGUAGUUUACGAGAAUUCUUCAAACCCCGUGUGCACACUGAACGACACUGCUCAGUUUAACCGAAUGACAGUUGAAUACGUCUAUGAAAGGAUGACAGGCCUUCGCUGGAAGUGCAAGGUGAUUCUAGAGAGUGAAGUAAUUGCAGAAGCAGUUGGAGUCAAGAAAACUGUCAAAUAUGAAGCUGCUGGGGAAGCUGUGAAAACCCUCAAAAAGACCCAGCCAACUGUCAUUAACAACUUGAAGAAAGGAACUGUUGAAGAUGUGAUUUCACGAAAUGAAAUUCAAGGCCGCUCAGCAGAGGAAGCUUACAAGCAACAAAUCAAAGAAGAUAACAUAGGAAAUCAGCUGCUGAGAAAGAUGGGUUGGACGGGUGGUGGUUUAGGUAAAUCCGGUGAGGGUAUCCGGGAGCCUAUCUCGGUCAAAGAGCAGCAUAAACGGGAAGGCCUUGGUCUUGACGUAGAGAGGGUCAAUAAAAUUGCCAAGAGAGAUAUUGAACAGAUCAUCAGAAACUAUGCCCGCUCCGAGAGCCACACGGAUUUGACUUUCUCUACAGAGCUGACUAAUGACGAACGGAAACAGAUACAUCAGAUUGCCCAGAAGUAUGGUCUUAAGAGUAAGUCUCAUGGGGUGGGCCAUGAUAGGUACCUGGUGGUAGGUAGAAAAAGACGGAAGGAAGACCUGUUAGAUCAGCUCAAACAGGAAGGCCAGGUGGGGCAUUAUGAACUUGUUAUGCCUCAAGCAAAUUGAAAGCUUAACUAAUUUAUUUUGUAAAUGCCUACGAGGCAGAUUUGUGAAUUAAAGAAAUGCUACGUGUUCUGGUUGCAGACUCUAUUCAUUCUUAAGAUGUUUCACCUUGUUCAUUUCAUAAUAGUGCUUUAUUAUUAGAUAUUGGAAUCUGAAGAAUUCUGUUCACUUGUAUUAGCUUAACCCAGCAGAUAAUAAUUGUGCAGUUUACUGUUGUGUCUUUGAUAUUGCUGUGUCCCUCAAGAUUUUAGUAGUUUGUUUAAGCAAGAAUACAUAUCCAAGUGGAAUUUCACCCUGGUAAAGAAAUUCUCAUUUUAAAAGGCAUAGCACAGCAAUCUGCAACAAUAUGUAAAGUUAAUAUUAAGUACCAUAAAACUGCAGUUUUAUUUCCAGACUUAUUGAAAAUGUCAGAUCAUUUUGUAUUAUCAAUCUUCAUCUAUGUGUGAAUGUUUAACAAUAAAUCGUGCUGUAUGUGUAAAUGUCCUUACAAAGUGAUGUAAAAUUUUUCUUAAAGUAAUUUUAGUGUUCAUUUAUUUAUAACUUCUACCAUGUGAUUUCCAGAAUAUUGGAAGUAAUUUACUGUAUCUUGUGAUAUAUGAGUUUUAACAAAUUCUAGUCUUCAUGCUGAGAGAGCACUACUUGAGAGAGCAAUUGAAAAGUUUCACAAACUGACUCAGUCUGAAGAAAGGAAGCUUGAACUGUUCUUGGUGCCUUGUAGAGAGAUUCACAGCAACUCUCCAUUUUAGCUUUCACACGGUUUGGGUGUACAGCACAUCCAAGACAACCACAGCUGUGGUAGAGCUUGGUAAAAGACUGAGGAUCCAUUGGUGCUUUGAUGAAAAGGUCAGUUGGCUGGUUCCUCUCUCAAAAAGCUUGUUAAGCCCGAAAAGCCAACUUUGUAACAUACUUAAAACUGCUAUUUUCGCUUAUUUCUGGAAUGUAAAAAUAAUGUAUAAAAAGACUUAGUGUAUGCUUCCUGAAUAAAAAGGAGCCAAUGUUGAUCAAGAUGGUGGUGUGCCUGUUUCUGAGCAGCAGCCUAGUAGCAACACUUUCAGUCCUUAGAGAAGGGAAGUAGUGUCCACAAAAUCUUUCAGCACCAAAGCACAUGUGGAGGAAUAGAAUGAUUAGCAGAUAGGAAUCGGUCACCUAUCACAUUUUUCAUAUGGACUAACAUGUUGACUUCAACUAAAUCUUGGGCUGUUCACUUGUAUGCGAUUUUGGUUUUGUGCCUCAGGUAAAUCAAGUCUAACUUCACCUGUAACAGCACAGUUGAAUAUUGAUAGUGAAACACCUCCAGUGAAAUGAUGUUCAGGACAAGUAGGUUAUUUGCAGUAUCUUAUAACAUUACAUUUGAUAUGUAAUUGGCCCACAAUAACAAUGAUUGUCCCCUCUUUUUUGUGUUUUACAUUAAAAUGAGCAUUAUAGUUUAAUGAAUAUUUUUAAAAUCUAAAGGGAUUAGCCUUACAGCUGGAUCUCUGUGACUUGUAGUCUCCUAUAAUGACUAACACAGCAUGUGGUAUUUGCUUUCCACUCUCUUCCUUCCUACACUGUGAGGUCUUUCCCAAUGCUGGUAGGAAGAAAAAUGAGGUAUGUGUUUAUUUUGGGCACUUGAUAUUUUAAUAACUGGUGAAAAAACUAAGCUAACAUCUUUAUAUAGUUGGUAGUUUUUGUUUUUCUUGUUAAACUAUAAGGUGCAUGCUGACCUAGAGCUAUGAUUAGUGAGUCAGGAAAAAGCUUGAUUUCUUUGAAUAAGAGUAGCUGUGGGUAUUAAGGGAUCUUAGAACUUGACUCAUUUCUGUCUUCACAUUUCUUUCUCCUUCCCUAAUGGAGUUUUCUUAAAGAAAAGAUAGGAAGUGUUACAUAUAAAUUGGUUUGUUUAUAUGAGUUAAACAAAACAUAAAUAUAUGCAGCUUAAAAGGCUCAAAAGUAAUUGGGCUGAAAAUACACAAAUUUGGUUCCUGGAUUUGAGGAGCUAGACUUCCUAACUUCUUAGAACAAAUUUGGCAGUGAUGCGGAUGCAGGAUUAGAGUGAAGUCACUAAACUCUGCUUGAGAAUAAAAUAAUGUUGAGAAGUGGGGUUGGUAAGAAUGAGCUGCUGACAACCUUGCUGUUGCAUUUUGUUCUUUUAAUUGAUUCCUUUAUUUUCCCUUUCUUUGAAAUAGCAGGGACGUUCAACCCAGUAACCUUGCUCUAAAACCUGCAUAGGUAUAUGAACAGUUUGAAGUUUUAUUUGGAUUGCUUGCAUAUGUUACACUGGGGAACUAACUCUUCCUCUCCUUUGAUUGUAAAAUGAUGGGCUUAUCAUUGAUGUAUUCCAGUGCAUUCCCAUUGUUAGGAGUAACCCCUGAAGCUGAAGCUGGGGUCCUAAAUAAAGGACUCUAAUUACAACUUUGGUUCUUCAUCAUUCCCCAUAUCAGCAGGUGCAGAAUUGAGGGCUUAAGUUCCAAUCUGAGUGCCAUUUGAAAAGGGACUUUGCAAGUCCCUUUUACUUUUUGUUACAGGCAGGCAGCACAUUGUAAAGGGGGGAAAGAGGCAAUCAACGUUGAACGGUCAAAUUAGUGGUUUGUGGUGCCUUAUCUGUGGACAUGGUGUUUUGGGAGGUCAGCUUGCAUCUGUUGUGAGGUUUUAAAAGGAUUGUCCUGUGAAAGAUACUGGGAAUAGU